CAUUUUUUGUUAUAUAUAAGGAUCUAGCGGCUUUUUGCUCUUUGCUUUUUGCUUUUUCAGCUUUUCCAAGAUCUAUCCCUUUCAAGAAUCGUUCCUUAAAAAGUUCGUUGUAUUUUCGCAACGGUUUGCAGGCUCUGUGAGUAAUUUACAUCCCUUUAGGAUUUUACCUUCAAGAAUCAUGACAUUUGAGACUUAUCAUCUGGUCUAUUCACCCGUUGUUGUCUUUGGCCCUUCUGGAGUUGGCAAAUCAACCUUACUUAAGCGUCUUUUGUCGCUACACGGAGACAAGCUCGGUUUUAGUGUAUCGCAUACUACUAGAGCCCCUCGUCCUGGUGAGCAAGCAGGUAUAGACUACCAUUAUGUUAGCAAGGAUGAAUUUCGAAGACUAGUCUCUGAAAAUAAGUUUGUCGAAUGGGCUGAGUUUUCCGGAAAUAUGUACGGUACUUCCAUUAUGGCCAUAAAAGAUCUCGAAAAGGGAAACAAAAAAGCUAUUUUGGACAUUGAUUUACAGGGUGUUUUGCAGGUGAAGAAGAGUGCCAUUAAGGCACGUUAUGCUUUUUUGGCACCUCCCAGUCUUGAGCAAUUAGAGGCUCGCUUGCGUGGUCGUGGCACUGAAAGUGAAGAGUCUGUUUUAAUGCGUUUAGAACGUGCUUUUAAAGAAAUUGAAUAUAGCAAAGAGCCAGGCAACUUUGAGGCCCUUAUUGUUAAUGAUGACCUAGAAAAGGCAUACAAGGAGCUCGAGGAAUUUUGCCUUUCUGAUUCCUAAACGAAAAUAGAAUAAUUAUCUUGAAUCUUACCUCUGUUUUUCAUAAAGAGGAUUUAUUAUUAAAAGCAUCGGUUGAUGGGAUAAUUUCUUUGCAUACACAAGGUAUUGACUAAUUGCCUAAAAAUAAUUUAAUUUGGUUUCUUCCUUUCUUUAGUCUUUCGUGAUUUUUC
Messenger RNA from Schizosaccharomyces cryophilus OY26, 936 nucleotides. RefSeq names its product guanylate kinase. Gene Ontology annotation, molecular function: GMP kinase activity. The transcript has a single exon. Lineage: Eukaryota; Fungi; Ascomycota; Schizosaccharomycetes; Schizosaccharomycetales; Schizosaccharomycetaceae. Bases 179 to 766 code for a protein of 195 amino acids. The record is from RefSeq and is a predicted model, not a curated record. Gene Ontology annotation, biological process: purine nucleotide metabolic process. Gene Ontology annotation, cellular component: cytosol.